Messenger RNA from Colletotrichum graminicola M1.001, 351 nucleotides. RefSeq lists its product as uncharacterized. The transcript has a single exon. Lineage: Eukaryota; Fungi; Ascomycota; Sordariomycetes; Glomerellales; Glomerellaceae. Bases 1 to 351 code for a protein of 116 amino acids. The record is from RefSeq and is a predicted model, not a curated record.
AUGUUUAACAGUGCCAUCAACCGAAGGGCAAUGCCUUUGUUCUUGCGCCCAACUGGCUCAGUAACAUCCGCCGUGAGCAAAAUGGCGGCUCCUUCAGCACGCCGCUUUUUGACCGAUAAGCCCGGCUUGGAAUCCACAGAUAUCAGGGACAUCGCCGAUGCCAGAAAAACAAACCCUCCCCAGCCCAAGAUCUCCAAUGCGAGCGUGGGCAGUGAGAAGCUCACCGAAGAGCAAAAGCGCGAAGUGGAUGAGCACAACGCGGACUUCGAGAAGAAGCAUGAUACUGCAGCCCCUGCCGAGAAGGACAAGGUCGACAAGAAGUUUUGGUCAAACAGAGAUAGCGGAAUGUAA